AUUUCCUUCCACAAAAAUACCUGAAAAUAACUGUCGCUGUGUAGCGGACUAGUGGUCGAAAUUUGAAGCAGACUUAAAAUGAGAGCUUGUCUGUGCCAAUUGCUAGCUCUUUCCCACAAAAUCUAAGCUUCAGUCGGUACGAACAUGGCCACUGUUGCAGCAGGAGGAGUUGGAAUAGGAGUGACCAAGCUCCACCCUCACAAUUCUCCGAAGCCCAUGACCCCAUUUCUCGGCAAGAAACUCAGAAUCAAACCCAGUGCUUUUAAAUCACAACCCAGUACAAGAAUCACCAUCUCAAACCCAAAACAGUACUUCCUAGUUUUCGCGUCACAUGGCGAACUGAUCAUCGAUGCGGUUCGUGACCUCUUUGUAGGAGUGGGAGUCGGGCUGCCAUGCACUGUCAUGGAGUGCGGUGACAUAAUAUACAGAAGCACUCUUCCUAAGUCGAGUGGCUUGACGCUUACGGCCCCUGGUGCGCUUUUGGCUCUGGGCACUCUGUCUUACCUCUGGGCCACACCUGGUGUGGCCCCUGGGUUCUUUGACAUGUUUGUUCUUGCUUUUGCUGAGAGGCUAUUCAGACCCACUUACAGGAAGGAUGAUUUUGUGCUGGGGAAGAAGUUGGGGGAGGGGGCUUUUGGUGUGGUUUAUAGAGUUUCAUUGAAAAAAAAGCCUUUAUCCAAGAAGGAAGGUGACUUGGUCUUGAAAAAAGCUACUGAAUAUGGUGCCGUGGAAAUUUGGAUGAAUGAGCGUGUUCGAAGAGCUUGUGCAAAUAGCUGUGCUGAUUUUGUGUACGGCUUUCUUGAGACUUCUUCAAAAAAAGGACCUGAGUAUUGGCUUAUAUGGCGGUUUGAAGGGGAGAACACACUUACGGAUUUGAUGCAGAGUAAAGAGUUUCCCUACAAUGUUGAAACAAUGAUUCUUGGAGAGGUCCAGGCCUUGCCUAAGGGUUUGGAAAGGGAGGAUAUAAUCAUUCAAACAAUCAUGAGACAGCUCUUAUUUGCGUUGGAUGGGCUUCACUCGACAGGGAUUGUGCAUAGGGAUAUUAAGCCACAGAAUAUUAUUUUUUCUGAAGGUUCUCGUACAUUCAAGAUAAUUGAUCUAGGAGCUGCAGCUGAUUUGCGAGUGGGCAUCAACUAUAUUCCAAAGGAGUUUCUUUUGGAUCCAAGAUAUGCUGCACCAGAGCAAUACAUCAUGAGCACACAAACUCCAUCUGCACCUUCAGCUCCAGUGGCAACUGCACUUUCCCCAGUCCUAUGGCAGAUGAAUUUGCCUGAUAGAUUUGAUAUCUACAGUACUGGUCUCAUAUUCCUGCAAAUGGCAUUCCCAGCAUUACGCACCGACAGUGGCCUCAUACAAUUCAAUCGUCAGUUAAAGAGAUGUGACUAUGACUUGGUUGCAUGGAGGAAAAGUGUAGAGCCUCGUGCUAGCACUGAACUGCGGAGGGGAUUUCAGUUGUUGGAUUUAGAUGGUGGGAUUGGAUGGGAACUUGUGACUUCAAUGGUUCGAUAUAAAGCACGACAAAGAACCAGUGCAAAAGCGGCUUUAGCUCAUCCCUACUUUGAUAGGGAAGGGCUAUUGGCUUUGUCCUUCAUGCAGAAGCUGAGGCUGCAAUAUUUUCGUGCAACACAGCAAGACUAUGGGGAAGCUGCCAAGUGGGUAAUCCGGCUAAUGGCAAAAUCAGGGACCAAGAAGGAUGGUGGCUUCACAGAAGCUCAGCUUCAGGAGCUCAGAGACAUUGAGCCCAAGAAGAAGGCAAGUCCACAAAGGAAUGCUCUUGCUUCAGCUCUUCGGCUCCAGAGGAAGAUUGUAAGAACAUUGAAUGAGAGCGUGGAUGAGCUUAACCAACGUAGGAAGAGCCUAUGGUGGAGCAGAUGGAUCCCCAGAGAGGACUGAAGUUUGUGAAUACAUAAUACACUUUUUCUUUUCUUUUUCUUUUUGUACAUCCGUGAUUACCAACCAUCUUGGUGGAAUAGAAUUAUGUUUUAAAAUGAAAGAAAUUAGCUGGAAUCCUUUAACACA
Molecule: messenger RNA, 2019 nt
Organism: Alnus glutinosa
Lineage: Eukaryota; Viridiplantae; Streptophyta; Magnoliopsida; Fagales; Betulaceae
Product: serine/threonine-protein kinase STN7, chloroplastic
Exons: 10
Coding region: 145-1893 (582 amino acids)
Biological process (GO): protein phosphorylation
Molecular function (GO): protein kinase activity; ATP binding
Source: RefSeq, a predicted model, not a curated record